AUGUCGACAUCGUGUGGAAACCCAGCAGUAGAGAAAGACGCUGAAAUGACCCGUCGACCAAAGUUCGACAGAUCAAAACAAUGCGUCAAGUGUAAAGAGCAACGAGGAAAUAUAGUCAUUCGACAUGCUGUUUAUUGCAAACAGUGCUUCUUUCCCCUCAUCGUCACCCGAUUCAAAAAGACGUUGGAGCCUGUCGUAAACCCAAAGCCGGAUGGGCCACGGAAGAAAGCCCUCAAAGCGAAUGGAAGUUUGGUCAUUGGGUUCUCGGGAGGGCUGGGAUCUUCAGUCCUGUUGGAUCUUGUGUCGAAGACCUACUUUUCUGGACCUCCUACGACAACGAAAGAGAAUGGACAAAUGAGGGGUGGCGCCGCUCAUCCAAAGAAUCGGACAGGUGCUGACUCCGGGGUAUGGAAAGGAAAGCCUGCAGUAUGUUACGUCGAGCUUGCGAGCGUGAUUCCCGAGGGAAAGGACAAGACUGAAGAAGUCCGUAAAACUGUACAAAGGUACUCCGCGAGCGAUGGGUUUGAAUUCGAAUUCGUCCCCCUUCGGAUUGAAGACGCGUUCGAUGAUACUUGGUGGGCAAGAUUCGGGGGCAUUGAUCUAUCAACCGCAGCGCGAUCGUACGGGGCUGACAUUGCAGAUGAAUUGCUACCAUUGUCCGAGAUACCCUCCAGUUCUUCAACUCCAUACACCCCUGUUCAGGCCCUACAAACAUACCUCAGCUAUCUCCCGACCCCGACGGCCAAAGAGAGUGCCAUUCAGACGUUGACCCGAUUGCUACUGCUCCAUGUUUCUGCUUCCCGUGAUGCCUCGCAUCUGUUGCUCGGGACCUCCCUGACAACGCUAUCCGUUAACCUCAUCGCAGGCAUUUCCCAAGGGGCCGGCUUCUCUGUAUCAGAGGAAUCUUUCGAAGAAUGGUCAUACCCUACCAUUCAGAGAGCAGACUCUCCUUCCAUAGAGAAGACAAGACCCUCCAAAGUCCGGAUAGUGAGGCCUCUUCGUGAUAUCGGAAUCAAGGAGUGUGGAUUCUGGAUGUGGUGGUCCGGCCUACCCUUGGUUGGCGAGAAACGACUUUCUUCGGGCCGCCAGAGCAUCGUGUCACUAACUCGGGACUUCAUCAUGGGUCUUGAGCAAGAUUACCCAUCCACUGAGUGGAAGGCGCAGAUAUCCAUUCGCUCAUAUACCGACGAAACUUUCGCGGCUGCUGGUCACCCUCUUCCCCCACACCUUGAAGAUUUCCCUCCUGCACCCACCUCAUCUGUUGACCCCCCGCCUCACAUCGCAUCCAGGCUUUGUUACGCCUGUCAUACCACACUCACGAGUCGGAGCAGCAGGGGAAAUCCUGGGCGUGACGGCCUCUCAAACGUGGUACCGCUUCCUACAUGGUCCCGGGCGAGUUUGGAUGUCAGCGGGGUGUCGAUCACCCGAAAGCUGGGGGAGAAAGAGAUGAUGUCACAGAUUCAGGACUACCUGCUAGAGGAGUAG
Molecule: messenger RNA, 1485 nt
Organism: Coprinopsis cinerea okayama7#130
Lineage: Eukaryota; Fungi; Basidiomycota; Agaricomycetes; Agaricales; Psathyrellaceae
Exons: 6
Coding region: 1-1485 (494 amino acids)
Biological process (GO): tRNA wobble position uridine thiolation
Cellular component (GO): cytosol
Molecular function (GO): tRNA binding; sulfurtransferase activity
Source: RefSeq, a predicted model, not a curated record